CGGAGCUCCAGCGCCAAAGCGACCAGUCUGCGUCUGUACACUGUAGCAGUGUAGCUGUCCAAAAGCAAGAUUGCCUACCGUCUGUGUCUCGGAUUCUUGUAACUUUAGUGUUUGUGAUAAGACAUCAUAAAGGCAGAUGAAAGGUCCAGCUCUGUACACACUACUACCCAUUGUCGUCCUGACUUCAGUUCUCUUGGUUCCAGCUUGUGCUACAAAGUCCAACAAAAUGGCAUCACAGAAAACAAAAUGGGCUGAGCUGGUAGGGAAGACAGGAGAAGAAGCAAAGGCAGUCAUUUUGCAGGAAAGACCAGGAUUAAAUGUUCAAAUUCUUCCUGAAGACUCCAUGAUGACCGCAGAUUUUUGUCAGGACCGUGUCCGUAUUUUGGUAGAUGGUGCAAAGAAGGUGGUGAAAGCGCCCUCCAUUGGUUGAUUAUUGUCAAGCCAUGUCAUCUACUUAGUUGGAGUCAUUCCAUGCCUAUCAUCAUAAUAUAUUUUUUUUUGUAAAAUUUGAUGAUUAUGACUUUAUGCAAUGAUUGUAAAUUGGAACAAACAAAGAUUCAAGUAUUACAAAUUAAAAAUCUUUUCAAGUCAGAGAAACAAUUUCCGAUAGCCAAAUCCUUGCAAAUAACACUUUUAAUGGUCCAUUCUUCCAUGAUCAUACAAAUAAGAGUAAUUAUGCUAAGUACUGUUUUUUCAGAGUGUGCUGACUUAAAGAAAACCAAAACCCAAGAAGAGAAGUAAUCUUAUUGGAAAGAGUAAAAUGAGAGAAACAAUUCAAAAAAAU
Messenger RNA from Lytechinus variegatus (green sea urchin), 784 nucleotides. Its product is annotated as subtilisin-chymotrypsin inhibitor-2B-like. Gene Ontology annotation, molecular function: serine-type endopeptidase inhibitor activity. The record is from RefSeq and is a predicted model, not a curated record. Bases 137 to 430 code for a protein of 97 amino acids. The transcript is spliced from 4 exons. Lineage: Eukaryota; Metazoa; Echinodermata; Echinoidea; Temnopleuroida; Toxopneustidae. Gene Ontology annotation, biological process: response to wounding.